This is a messenger RNA of Pyricularia pennisetigena, 4926 nucleotides long. RefSeq lists its product as uncharacterized. NCBI's taxonomy places the organism in Eukaryota, Fungi, Ascomycota, Sordariomycetes, Magnaporthales, Pyriculariaceae. The coding region runs from base 1 to 4926 and encodes 1641 amino acids. The transcript has 6 exons. Gene Ontology annotation, molecular function: protein binding. The record is from RefSeq and is a predicted model, not a curated record.
AUGGACUACAGUGCAGGUGACCUGGUUUCGCAUGGCAAACUCCGCAAAAUCACCUCCUUUCGCCGGAGGCCAAAUGCUGGUCGCCGCGGCUCAAGCGCAGAUGGGGCCGGGUCAGAUGCGUCUUCAACUAUAUCUACUCCAGGCGAAGCUCUUCCGCAGAUGUCAAGAGACCGCAGCUACUUACAAGACCUCGUUCAAACUCCCUCAAGACGAUCCAGCGACCCUCAAGCUGGUGACCAUGGCCCACGGGGCAUCAGCGUCGUCCACUCACCUCUCAAUGAACCCCAUAGAGCGAACAUUGUCUUCGUCCAUGGACUAGGGGGCACGAGCCGGAAGACUUGGUCCAAGGACGCGGACCCGGCCUUGUUCUGGCCACUCCAGUUUCUGCCGCUGGAAUCGGAUCUCCGCAUGGCUCGAAUCCUAACCUUUGGCUACAAUGCUGAUUUCCAGAAGCCGGGGAGCGUGAACACGUCGGUGUUGGACUUUGCCAAAGAGCUCUUAUUUGACCUGAAGCAUGCGAGAAAUGAGCAGGGAGAGGAAUUGGAUAUGGAAAAGGUUCCCCUGAUAUUUGUCGUUCAUAGCAUGGGCGGACUUAUUAUUAAAGAGGCCUAUAUACAAGGGCAGCACGAUCCGCAAUAUGAAGAUAUAAUCAGGGCCAUCUCCGCCAUAAUAUUCCUUUCUACGCCUCACCGCGGCACCAAUCUCGCCCAAACACUCAACCGUAUCUUGCAGUCAACACUGGGCGUUACUAGUGCCAAGUAUUAUGUAUCAGAAUUGAGCAAAAGUUCUUUUACUCUGCAAAGAUUAAACGAGCAGUUUCGUCACAUCGCCCCCUCGCUCGACAUUGUCUCCUUUUAUGAGACUCUUCCCACCCCGAUCGGCUUCAAGAACACCAAGGUUAUGGUCCUAGAGAAAGAAUCUUCUGUCCUAGGAUACCCAGGAGAAAUCUCAAAGCCCUUGACUAACGCAGAUCAUCAUGGGGUAUGCAAAUAUGAAAGCCCAGAUGACCCAAACUACGUGACCGUCAGGAACGUCCUAAAGUCGCUUUUCAGCAAGAUACUCGCCAGCCAAGCACGACGCGGCCUCGAAGGACAAGAAAUGGCAGGUGGGAAGGGGCGCCGACAUUCAACAGACCUGCGGACGAUUUUGGGCAUUACGGAGCUCCCAAACACAGACUACGCCUUCUUUAGAGAUCAAUGGGUCGAGGGAACUGGCCAGUGGUUGUUACAGGAUCAAGCGUACCGCCAAUGGCUGCUGUCUCCCAACCAGUCGCCAAGCAUCAUAUGGCUGACGGGUAGUGCAGCGGCAGGAAAAUCUGUCCUGGCCUCGACAGUCAUCGACAGUCUUGUCGGAGAUGCCGCCGAGGGCUACUGCCAGUACUUCUUCAUACGCUUUGCGGACCGCAAGAAGCGUACGCUCAGCCUAGUCCUCAGAUCGCUAGCCUACCAGAUGGGACUUAACGUGCCUGGAUUUCAGCAACAGGUUUUGGACUUCGCAGAUGAGGCCAUCGGGUUUGACACAGCUGACUCACGGACCAUUUGGGAAUGCAUCAAGUCUGCGCUUUCCGGCAUGGAUAUGAUUAGCAGGCCCAUCUUCUGGAUCAUCGAUGGGAUUGAUGAGGCUGAGAAACCUCGCACAUUACUGAAAUAUCUCGCCGACCUGCAUUCAAUCCACUUGCCAAUUCGAGUCUUGCUGGUCGGUCGACGCACCAACGAGCUGGACGCCGAGUUUCAAAGGCUGCCUGCCGCGAGAUUUGGAUAUGAGGCAAAACCUGAUAGAGCGUGUUAUGGAAGGAGCACAGAACAAUUUCCUGGCAAGUUCACACCUCCCAACCGCAACUUUUUUGCAUCCACAACCAUGACUUCCAAGGCUAUUACUGACAGAUCUGGCGGCUGGCAGUGGGUGCACCUAGCAGUAGAGCGGCUGAACUCUUGCUACACGCAAGUCGACGCAGAGGUGGCAUUAGAAGAGUUGCCUGGCGGUAUGAAGGCUUUGUACGACCGCAUGGCAGCGUCUAUCUCGGCCAAGUCUUCACCAGAAAGAGAGUUCGCAACCAAGCUUCUGAACUUUGCCGCAUGUUCUGUCCGCACGCUCAAGGUUAUCGAGCUGUCACAGGCCCUGGGCAAGGACGACUUUUUCGACAUGCAGAGAACUGUGGCGGAUCUGUGCGGCGGCUUCGCGGUCAUUGACAACGGUGGAAACUUUACUCUGGUCCACCACUCAGCCCGAGAGUACCUCCUAGACCCUGAAAGCAACAGCAUUCGGGCGUUCGGACUGGCACGGAGUGAGGCGCACAGGACAAUAUUUCUCAGUUGUAUGCGCAGCUUGACAGCCACAGGCCUGCGGGGGCAAAUCGGGCGCGGCAGUAUGCCCGAGUUUGUCAAUUACGCCGCCGGUGAUUGGUCAUCACACCUGGUAGCAGCUCCGGUAGGCUGCAGAGAAACGGCAAACGCGAUGCGGAAAUUUUUGUCCGGUCCCUGGGUGCUGAUCUGGAUACAUCUCCUCGCGACCACCGAGCGCCUAGGCGUGCUCGUUCGGGCCUCCAAGAACCUCUCAAGGUUUGCCGCCGCUGCAAGAGAGCACGAUGCUCUAAGCGGAGAUACUCACCAGAAGAUUAAAGAGCUGGAGCUUUUGGAGUCCUGGGCUGUGGACUUCACUAAGUUGGCCGGUAAGUUUGGCGGAAACUUGCGCCGGAAUCCACAAUCAAUAUACAAAGCAGUGCCAGCUCUCUGUCCACACGACUCGGCCGUAUAUCAGCAAUUUGGGAAGAUUGAACCACGAGCCUUGACUGUCUCUGGCUUUUCGAGCAACAAUUGGGAUGACUCGCUCGGCCGUCUUUCUUUUGGGUUCCGCAAUUAUGCAGCCUUUAUUCAAGUCGCAGGUGCACACGUCUUCAUCCUCAUAUCUUCGGGCACAGUCUUGAUAUACAACUCGGUCACCCUGGAUCACCAUUCAACUAGCCCAAUCAAGCAUGGCGAACGUCUAUACAGGAUGCAAGCGAACAGCAGGGGCACUACCCUGGUUACCUAUGGUUAUCGCACCACCAAAGUAUGGCAAGUAUCCUCCGGAGUAUGUACCGCGACAGUUCCAAACAUCGAGAUUGGCCUGCGGCCACUAGUUAUGCUUCUCAAGGGCAACACCCUCUUUGUUGGAACUGAUGACAGAUGUAUCCGAAUGCUAGACCUCGGUCAGCAGUCGCCGGUAUGGACUCUGGUUGCAGAGUUAGAGGAACAGGAGUUGGAAGGGCAUUUCCUGAACGCGGCAAGCCACAUGGCCCUGAACAAGGAUGGAACAAUGGUCACGGUUGCUUACCGCGGCCAUCCACUUUCAGCCUGGGAAGCCGAUGGCCCUACCCACAUUGGCCAUCUGUGGAAGAAAGACGCUCGUUAUCGAGGAGAGGUGCUGGAGGCCAUUUGGCACCCGCAUGAGCCACAGGUAUACGGUCUUUACACUACAGGCCAAAUAUUCCAGUGGUUGCCGUACUAUAACGAGGUUGAGGAGAAGUCUAUUGGCGCUAAGAAAAUGGCCAUGAGCCCAGACGGGAACCUCCUUGCUACUAGCGACGCGCGAGGAGCGGUUAAAAUCCUCACUACAUCAACCCUCACGAUUAUAUACCAAGUGGCUGCCCAGGACCUCGUUGUGGGUCUUGCGUUCAGCCCAGACCUUCGCCGUAUUUAUGAUCUUAGAGGAGAUUAUGGCAAUGUCUGGGGGCCGAACGCUCUGCUGAGAUAUGCCGAGCCGACGGGGCAAGGGACCGACGCUGAAAGCGAGCUUGAAAGCUUAGCUCCUAGCUCCAACAUUUCCGAGAUAACCCCUCGAUGGGUUGAUCCCAUCAUAGCACUAGAGCCUUCGCCAGUCGGCCGUCUGUACUGCUGCAACACCGAAAAGGGGGUGGUGACGCUGCACGACGCGCUGCGCGGCACGGCCACAAUUUUGCACACUUCUCCCGUUUUGUUUGGCAGCAACCUCAUGACUUGGAGCCUCGACGGCAAGUGGCUGUGUUUUGCCGACCCAAGUAUGAGCAUCUACAUUGUUUCUGUACAAGCCGGUACCAGCGGUUCUGAUGCGAUUAUUGGACCCCCUGUGGCUGUAUCCAUGCAAGGAAACACGAGAGGGCCCAUACUGCAGCUCAUAUUCCAACCAGACGGGAGCCACAUAAUAGUUCACACCGAAUCCACGGUUCAUCUAAUAUCAACGGCAGCCUCUGCUAUUUCCAAGUCGGCAUCGGUGGGAACGACCAAGUGUAGCUGGAUAGUCCACCCCCAAAAUCCUGCACUAAUCGUAGGAUUAGGGCCCAAGUCAGCCCAUGUGCUCGAUUGGGACCUGGUCGAACAUGAGACUUACAACAUCAGUUACCCGACUGGUCAUGAAAUUGAUAACCAACACUCGACAACCACAACAGGUCCUCCGUCUCAGACACAUGCACUUGAGCGCGUGUUGGUGACGCACGACAAGAAGCGCAUACUCGUUCAGCUCGCUGCCGCGGAAGGAAUUGUUGGAGAAAAGACCUUUUUAUCCCUAGAAGCCAGUUCUCUCUUGUCAAAUGCUGCACCGCAGCAUAAUACCCCUGCAGCAACAGUGAGGGCCGAGACAAAGGUCAUCAGGCCCGUCAUCCUUGACAUGGCAGUCUCCUCGGAGAUAUCCCUGGCGCUGGGAUUCUCGCCAAGCAACCGGCUGGUCUACUUAUCCAGGUCGUUUCAAGUAUGUCUUUGGAGUAUGUCGGCGGUAUCACAACCGCCUCCAAAGGCUAAGUCGACGCACGCCAACCAGGGGCCCACGGUGCCUGGAUCAGAGAUCUUCUCCCUACCAGGAGACUGGAUAAGCAGGGAAUGUGUUCGGCUAUGCUGCCUGUGGCCAGAUGAGAAGGCCAUCCUGUGUCCGCGCAAUGGAGAAGUUGGCGUCAUCCGGAGCUCGGCGCUGGGAUGA